GCUUGCUCUUUUUUUUUUGUGAGUUGAAGAGUCACCAAGAUCCUUCACUUUCUUACCAGGCCGUCCAUCAUUUCCUCACAUAACAGUGCUCUCUGACAAAAUGGCCCCCUCUACGCUCACAGAGAACAUCAAGAUCCAGAACAGUCAGAGCAAUGGCGACAGCCUCCGUCGCGAAGUCUCCCGUAGCCUGUCCAUGUCAACUUCACCGCAAGAGACGUUCCACCACCGCAAGAUGUCCAUGGGCGUCGAGGGCACGUCUCCAGGCCUGCUGCGCUCGAGAACAGGCGGUGCUGCACGAAAGCAACUCAAACCCUUCCGAGAGCAAGACAUAAAGAUUCUGUUGCUGGAGAACGUCAACCAGACUGGGCGAGACAUACUCCAGGGCCAGGGAUACCAGGUCGAGUUCAUGAAGAGCAGUUUGCCCGAGGACCAACUUAUUGAGAAAAUAAAGGAAGUCCACGUAAUCGGCAUCCGCUCCAAAACGAAACUGACCGCACGAGUCCUGUCCGCGGCCCGCAACCUCAUCGUAAUCGGCUGUUUCUGCAUUGGCACGAACCAAGUCGACCUGAAAUAUGCCGCCGAACAUGGCAUUUGCGUGUUCAAUUCGCCCUUCAGCAACUCCCGUAGCGUGGCCGAGCUGGUUAUAUGCGAGAUCAUUGCGUUGGCAAGACAGAUCGGAGACAGAAGCAACGAAAUGCACAAUGGCACGUGGAACAAAGUGAGCGCAAAGUGUUGGGAGGUCAGGGGUAAGACGCUGGGAAUCAUUGGAUACGGACACAUUGGAAGCCAACUCUCCGUCCUCGCCGACGCAAUGGGCAUGGACGUGAUCUACUACGACAUUGUGAACUUGAUGGCCAUGGGAACUGCGAGGCAAGUACCCACCCUCGACCAUCUACUCUCACACGCAGAUUUCGUAACGUGUCAUGUGCCCGAGCUGCCCGAGACGAUGAACAUGAUUGGUGCGCACGAGUUUGAGAUGAUGAAAUCCGGGAGUUAUCUCAUCAAUGCUUCGCGCGGGAGUGUUGUGGAUAUCCCAGCGCUCAUCGAUGCCAUGAGAAGUGGCAAGAUCGCUGGCGCCGCGCUGGACGUGUACCCAUCCGAACCGGCGGGUAAUGGCGACUAUUUCACAAACGAGCUCAACAGCUGGGCCGAGGAUCUCAGGAGCUUGAAGAAUCUAAUCUUGACGCCACAUAUAGGCGGGUCGACGGAGGAAGCCCAAAGCGCAAUUGGUGUGGAAGUGGCCGAGUCGCUGGUUCGCUAUGUCAAUGAAGGCGUGACAAUUGGCGCUGUGAAUAUGCCCGAAGUCUCGCUACGCAGUUUGACCAUGGACGAGCCGAACCAUGCCCGUGUGAUUUUCAUCCAUCAGAACGUGCCCGGAGUCUUGAGAAGGGUGAAUGAGAUCCUUGGCGAUCAUAAUGUCGACAAGCAGAUGUCCGACUCACGUGGGGAUGUGGCGUAUUUGAUGGCAGACAUCAGCAAUGUCAAGGAGGAGCAAGUGGCGGAGCUGUAUCGUGAGUUGGAGAGUCUGAAGGAGAGGAUCAUCACGAGGAUCUUGUACUAGCAACCGUUGCUGGUGUGUAUCUGCAUAGCGGCCUUCAACAGAAAGCAAACCUAUGGCGUUCUAGGGCAAGGGUGGACGAUUGAAGCGCAUAUCAGGAGUUCAACAGCACCAACGGGCAUGCAAAAAUGAAAGGAAGGGAGAACAAACAGUACCAGAAGAUCGUAAUAUAUUGCUAGCAUCGAGUCAUCCCUCUGAAGUCGGCUCUUCUGAAAAGCCAAUCCCGAAUCUGGGUUAUUUCCUG
Molecule: messenger RNA, 1802 nt
Organism: Exophiala xenobiotica
Lineage: Eukaryota; Fungi; Ascomycota; Eurotiomycetes; Chaetothyriales; Herpotrichiellaceae
Product: phosphoglycerate dehydrogenase
Exons: 2
Coding region: 101-1561 (486 amino acids)
Molecular function (GO): NAD binding; oxidoreductase activity, acting on the CH-OH group of donors, NAD or NADP as acceptor
Source: RefSeq, a predicted model, not a curated record